Cooperia oncophora is the source of this 279-nucleotide messenger RNA. The record is from the annotation of a GenBank genome assembly. Lineage: Eukaryota; Metazoa; Nematoda; Chromadorea; Rhabditida; Trichostrongylidae.
AUGAGGUGCUUACCAAUGGACUAUUUGAAAUGCCCAGCAAAUUCGCCUCCUACACAUAGAGCUGACGGAACUUCAGACUGUGACGAGGUGACGAAGAAAUGCCCAGAAGGGUCAUCUUGUCAGCGAGGAUUUGUUGUGGGCAUCUGUUGUGACAACAAAAAUCUUGAAAAAUACUAUGCGAAUGUGAAACCAGAUUGCGGUCAUAAAAAGGUGGUCAAGGAUAAAUCGAUAGAGUUUCCCGUGAGUUUCCUCCCUGAUAAGUCAACGCAGAAAAGUGUA